Molecule: messenger RNA, 3269 nt
Organism: Cydia pomonella (codling moth)
Lineage: Eukaryota; Metazoa; Arthropoda; Insecta; Lepidoptera; Tortricidae
Exons: 4
Coding region: 55-1344 (429 amino acids)
Biological process (GO): sensory perception of smell; detection of chemical stimulus involved in sensory perception of smell
Cellular component (GO): plasma membrane
Molecular function (GO): odorant binding; olfactory receptor activity
Source: RefSeq, a predicted model, not a curated record
GAGUGUUAUGACACAGACACAACCAGUCCCAAAGUCGUUUUGGUCUAUAUUAAAAUGAUGGGCAUUUGUUUCACCUCGGUUUUCAUGAAGUUUUCAGCAAUGUUGGCAACGCUGCAGAAGUUCGGGCUGCGCCACCACGAGCUGCCGACCAUGCUGUGGAACGCGGAGGUGCUGCUGCGCGUCCUGGCCCUCGAUGUCCACAGCACCACCGACAAACGCAUCCCGAUGAUAUUUUACAUGACGUCAGCUGUAGUCCUGGUGCUGUACUUCUACACGUACCACCUGUCGACGUACUGGUUCAUCUGGCGAGGAGGCGGGGACCCGCUCUUCGUCGUCCUGCUGCUGUCGCUGUCUAUCAGCAGCUCCGUCGGUGUCGUGAAGCUGCUUUAUAUGUACUUCAAUGGUGCAAAACUAAAGAAACUCGUAUCAGAGUAUCUGGCAUGUGACGCUGCGGUGGCCCCCGAGAGUCGGAUGCAGAGGAAUGUGAACGCGACUCUCAGGAGCGUUAAGAAACGGGCCAUUAUUUUCUGGGUGAUCAUAAUCGGUAACGGAGUCAUUUAUGUCGGGGCUCCGCUUUUCAAAUCUGGAAAGCAUUUCGCUGAAGAUAAGCAGAUUCUUCUCGGUCUGGAGCCUAUGUACGAGUCGCCGAACUUCGAGCUCGCCAACGUUGUUCUGUGGGCCAGCGUCUUCUUCAUAGCGUAUGCGCCGGCCAACGUCACUGGAUUCAUCAUCAUCAUUGUCGGCUACUCCGAAGCGCAAAUGCUGGCCCUCAGUCAAGAGUUACUCUAUCUUUGGGACGAUGCUCAAACCCACUAUAAACAGAUCCAACCUAAUUCAAUAGAUGGUUCAAGUACCAACUAUAUUUUCAGAGAAUCAGAUGCUAGCAAAAGAAAGAAGCUGCGUAUGGUUAACUGUUACGUCAAAAACCGUUUAGUAAGCAUUAUUAAAAGUCACGCAACCAAUAUCAAUCUUAUUAAUCAAGUUGAAAGCAUGUUCAAAAGUGCUUUAGCUAUAGAAUUCACUUUACUAUCCUGUGGUCUUAUAGCGGCAUUGUUAGGUGGUUUAGAGAACACGUACAUUGAGGUGCCUUUUGCGUUGGUACACGUGUCUAUGGAUUGUAUCUCUGGGCAGAAACUGAUAGAUGCGAGCAAGGCAUUUGAAGACGCGGUGUACGCUUGCCAAUGGGAACUCUUUGAUGACAGCAACAGGAAGUUGGUGCUAGUGAUGUUACAAAAUGCACAGAAGGCGUUGCGUUUGUCGGCAGGAGGGCUGGCGAGCCUCAGUUACACGUCCCUUAAGUCGGUGAACAAGUCGAUAUAUUCGGCGUAUACUGCACUACGCUAAACUACUAAAAAUAAAUAGGACAAUCAUGAGAUAUCAUGUAAGAAGUAGAAUAUAGUCGAAUUUAAACUGUCGUGAGUCAUACUACUAACAUUAAAGUUAAUUUUACGGUUUACACUCGCGUGACAUGUUUCGGAGAGCCUAGUUCUCACGUGAGUGUAAACCGUAAAAUUAGGUAAAAGUAGAAUAUAUAUAAAAUAGUAAAAGAAGUAGAAAUAUAUUUGGAUUCAUUUAUAAACACAUUCAUUAAUUUGAUUCAUUUAUUCAUUUAUUUGUGUAUUUCAAUAACUUGUUACACUCUCAAGAACGCAUUGCUGCAGCUUAACUGCUAUGUUAAAGCAGAGAAGACUUCGUUGGUUUAUCGCAUGGACCCCGAGAGACUACCACGCCAAGUAAUGCUGAGUCAGAUAGCGGACGUAAAGAGACCUGUUGAGCGUCCAACUCUACGGUUUAAGGACUCCUGUAAGCGGGACAUGUACAGUUUUGGCAUUCGGACCGACAGUUAGGAGAAACGCGCCGAAAUUAGCCGGAAUGGCGUCAUGACAUUCACGUUUGGCUUCAGUUGAUCUCGCUGUUUAAGUACUGGUACUUGAAUCAGAAAAAUCGAGUGAAGUGGGCAAACGAGCUUUCGACGCCAUGUUGGCUGGAGUGCGGGUUUAGGCAGGGGUUAAGCUCACCCUUACUCUUCAGUUUAUAAAUGAAUGCACAGAUUGAGGAGCUCAGUGGCACUUAUGUCGGCUGCUUUGUUGACGGAGUCUGUGUCAAUAACCUGAGUUACGCAGAUGACAUUCAGUCAGUGCAUUGCGUCAACUUAUUGGUGUCUGUGAGAAGUACGCGACAUCGCAUGGUUUGUCUUACAAUGUGAAUAAAACUAGCUACAUGGUGUUCAGGGCGGGAAAUAAAUUUCCUUUCUUUUUCCACCAGUUAUACUCGUACUUAAUGGUGUUCCCUUAGAAAGAGUGACACAGUUUAGGUACUUGGGACAUUUGCUGACUGACGACCUGAAGGACGAUGUAGUUAUGGAGAGGGAGCGCAGGGCAUUGCCAGUUCGAGCGAAAAUGCAAGUCCGCAUAUUUGCUCGAUGUACAGUUGAAGUUAAAACUACACUUUUCAAGGCUUACUGUAUGGCUACACUAUUGUGAUAGUUUCAUAAAUUUUAAAAUUAAUUUAUGUUUAUUUUCAAUAUCUCAUACACGCAACUAGAACGCACAUCUUAUAUAUUUUACAUAUGGCAACAUCCUUUUUCCUAUACCCCCACCCUCACCUUAAACCGCCAGUACAAAAUAAAAAACGUUGCGCGCGCGCCCAAAAACUCGCACUCUUCUAAUUAAAACUCAAAAUACAAGUGAAAACUUUUGAAGUUUUGGACCCGGGUACGUCCUUAAACUACGUCCAAAAGAGAGGUAUGGGCAUUGUGAAUGUCAUCUCGCUUUGUGUGGUGGGGCACAGCCAGUGGAUGUCAUUCCAGAUCUAGAGCAGAGCCCAACUGGAGAAGUACCUCCACCUUACAGAAAACAGCAGCCAAAUAACACUAGACCCUACUCAUAGUGUUGUGUUCCUGCCGGUGAGUAAGGUUGCCAGAGCUCAAUGAGGGGGGGCGGGUUUAGGGUCGGCAACGCGCAUGUAACUCCUCUGGAGUUGCAGGCGUACAUAGGCUACGGAGGCUGCUUACCAUCAGGCGGGCCGUAUGCUUGUUUGCAACCGACGUAGUAUAUAAAAAAAAAAGAAAAAGGUCUCCAUGACGAUCAGUGACGUCACUUUUAACACUAUGCAAUGUGAACAAUCAAAUUUCUGUGUUUGUGGUGAAAUACGAACUCAAAAUUGGAGAAGGCGGGCUAUGAGCUAUUCGAGGUUAGUCCCUGCCCAUCCACUGUACAUCGCUGUAUAGGUACUUCAAGUCUGUGGGUUAGAUAUACUCAACGUGCUUA